Venustampulla echinocandica is the source of this 567-nucleotide messenger RNA. RefSeq lists its product as uncharacterized. The record is from RefSeq and is a predicted model, not a curated record. NCBI's taxonomy places the organism in Eukaryota, Fungi, Ascomycota, Leotiomycetes, Helotiales, Pleuroascaceae. Bases 1 to 567 code for a protein of 188 amino acids. The transcript is spliced from 2 exons.
AUGCCGUUGCCACCACCGUCACCGCGGCCACCUCACCAAGGUGCAUUACGGGAGGAUUUACUCGUGCUUCGCCACAUUUUUGAUCUCAAUCUUGGCCGACAAGCACCAGACCCCAUGUUCCUGGGAGAGAACUUGCCGGACUCUUUCAUUAAAGACUUGCUGAUAGUCGGUCUUGAUGUGGAGAAUGCUAAGUGUCCAACUGGAAAUGGAAUAUUUCACGUUGCUAGUAACGAUGCCAACUUCACCGUCCGCGCUUUACUACUCAUUGCUACUGUCGAUGCUAUGGCAGCCAACCAAUCACUUUUGGAGCCUGCUCAAAAGAGUCUUCUCUCGGGUUGCGAAACUAUUGGUAGAGGACCAAUACCUCUAAGUGAUCGUCAGAAAGACGACAAUGAACGCCGGGAAAGAGAGCAAAAUAGGAAAAUAAAAGCCCUCGAGAAGAGGUAUGCGAAGAGGGAAGAGAUGCGGAAGAAAUACAGAGAUAGCGAUCUGGAGGCUCAGAAAUAUGCGGAGAGGCAAGCGAAGCGAGAGAAAGAAAAGGAGGGCAAUUCGAAGGCUCCUGUAUAA